Molecule: messenger RNA, 501 nt
Organism: Aspergillus bombycis
Lineage: Eukaryota; Fungi; Ascomycota; Eurotiomycetes; Eurotiales; Aspergillaceae
Exons: 2
Coding region: 1-501 (166 amino acids)
Biological process (GO): L-methylmalonyl-CoA metabolic process
Molecular function (GO): methylmalonyl-CoA epimerase activity
Source: RefSeq, a predicted model, not a curated record
AUGUCCGCACCGCAGCAGAAUCGCGUUAUUAAUCAUAUCGGAAUUUCCGUCCCCGACAGCGAAGCAGCGGCAGUCUGGUACAAGAAGCUGCUCGGUUUCCAAUCGAUUGGUCCGAUCCGCCAUAUCAAGCGCAGCACGCAACCAACCCACUGUUCCUUUAGCGUUUUCCCGGCCUCCCUCAAGGAAUUCAAAAUGGCCUUUUUGACUACCGGCAACGGAGUGGGAUUUGAGAUCUUUGAAUUCAUCGAGCCCCAGACAUACGUGCCACAACCAGAGUUUGAGUACCAUCGCGGGGGGGUGUUCCAUCUGUGUGUGACGGAUGCAGACCCGAAUGCCCUAGCUGACAAGAUAGUGGAGGCCGGUGGCAAGCGGAUCGGAGUAUCAGCUCACCCUUAUACGGGGCACACCAUGGUGUACGUGUCUGAUCCAUGGGGCAAUGCUAUUGAGAUUCUGGAUGCUAGCUACGAGCGUAUUAUCGGUUUGAUGCAAAACCAGGCUUAG